ACAUAACCUCAAACAAUAUCUUUGGAGACAUUUAGGAAGGCUCUGUGGGGAAGACGACAGGCCUAAAACAGAUUUGCAAGUAAUGAUGUGUGUUGUGGAUCUACAAUGAAAUUAAAUUAUUUUCUAGAGUGUAAUUAAUUUAAUAUUUGUUAUUCUCAAAUCAAACAUUUGAAAUCCAUGGCGAAUAACUUAUUCAAAUUCUUUAAAUACUUGCACCAACAAUUUCCUUCGUAUACAAAAAUAAGAGUGUUUCAUAAUAGUUUGGCACAAAGACAUGGCGAAUAUGAAUGGCAGGACCCCAAAUCUGAAGAUGAAGUGGUUCAUGUAACUUUCAUAAAGAAAGAUGGCCAUCGUGUAUUGGUAAGGGGUAAAGUUGGCGACAACCUCCUAUACUUGGCCCAUCGGUAUGAAAUUCCCAUGGAAGGAGCCUGUGAAGCAUCACUUGCUUGCACAACUUGCCAUGUUUACGUUAAGAAUAACUAUCAAGACAAACUACCUGAACCUGUUGAAAUGGAAGAAGAUCUCUUGGAUAUGGCCCCAUUCUUAAAAGAAAAUUCCAGGCUUGGGUGUCAAAUCAUUUUGACGAAGGAAUUGGAUGGACUAGAAGUUGAGUUACCCAAAGCAACCAGGAAUUUUUAUGUGGAUGGUCAUGUACCAAAGCCUCAUUAAUUUCUUAAUUUUCCAAAAUAUUUACUCUGUUGGUUGAUAUUAAUAAAUGUCGAAUUUGUAGAAGCAAUUUGUUUAAUUAUGUUGUAACAUUUCCAGAUUAAAAAUAGCUUAUUGAUUUCGCGAAAAUUGAAUGAUUUUGUGAAGUUGAUUUUCCCAGUUAUUGUUAAAAUGAUAAGUUAGUCACCACACUCACAGGACGUCAUAAUUUUUAUUACUGAUAAUUGGUAAAUAAUUUGCUCUACGAUAUUAA
This is a messenger RNA of Cylas formicarius (sweet potato weevil), 919 nucleotides long. Its product is annotated as adrenodoxin-like protein 1, mitochondrial. Gene Ontology annotation, molecular function: 2 iron, 2 sulfur cluster binding. The record is from RefSeq and is a predicted model, not a curated record. Gene Ontology annotation, biological process: positive regulation of oxidoreductase activity; P450-containing electron transport chain. The coding region runs from base 178 to 669 and encodes 163 amino acids. NCBI's taxonomy places the organism in Eukaryota, Metazoa, Arthropoda, Insecta, Coleoptera, Brentidae. Gene Ontology annotation, cellular component: mitochondrion. The transcript has 3 exons.